UCGCGAGGGAGCCGAGCAAGGGAGGGAGAGGCUGGGAGGAGCGCAUCCUUGGGAGACGGAGACUCCCCCUCUUCUCCAUCCAUCCAUCCAUCCAUCCACCCAUCCCUUGCUUCCUUCCUUCCUUCCGUCCCUCCCUCUCUCCGGUCUUCCUUCUGCCUUUCCACACUACAUCGCCCUCCGCUCCUCCCUUUCCCCACCGAGGAAACCGCUGGAGGACCUCGCCCCCCCUCCCCGCCCACUGCAAGGCGUGGAAGAAGAAGAAGAGGAGGAGGAGGGCCGAGGUGGGAGGGGGGGGCCGCGUCCGGAGGGUCCCCCCCGAAGAGGACGAGGCGCUGAGCGGCUCCCACCCGUGGCAGUGCAGCCAGUGAUGGUGCCCAGCACCCCUGACGAUGCCCCAGAGCCCCGAAACAAGCGCGGAGGAGGAGGAGCACCUCUCCCAGUGCCCCGAGGGGGAGUCGGGCUCGGAGAGCUCCCACGAGGGGCCCAGCCCUCCGGCCAGCCCUGCUAACCCUGCCCACAGUCACCCCAUGACAGUACCUGAAGACGCGCACUUCAGUAUGAUGGUCUUCCGAAUUGGUAUUCCUGACCUGCACCAAACGAAAUGCCUGCGUUUCAACCCUGAUGCAGCCAUUUGGGUGGCAAAGCAACAAAUUCUUUGCACUCUCAAUGAAAGCCUCAAGGACGUGCUGAACUAUGGGCUCUUCCAGCCAGCCACCAAUGGACGGGAUGCCAAAUUCCUGGAUGAAGAGCGCCUCUUGCGUGAAUAUCCACAAAGUUUUGAGAAGGGAGUGCCGUACUUGGAGUUCCGUUACAAGACUCGGGUUUACAAGCAGACCAACUUGGAUGAGAAGCAGUUGGCGAAACUCCACACUAAGGACUGUCACUGGCAAAUCUUUCCCCAGACGGGGUUGAAGAAGUUUCUGGAAUAUGUCCAACAUGGAGCAGCUGAGAAAGUGGCACGACUCCUGGACAAAGGGCUGGACCCCAACUAUCAUGAUUCUGACACUGGUGAGACGCCUUUGACAUUAGCAGCCCAGUUGGAUGGGACGAUUGACGUGAUCCGGCUGCUGUGCCUUGGUGGCGCUCACAUAGACUUCCGUGCAAGGGAUGGAGCCACAGCAUUGCACAAAGCCGUGUGUUCUCACCAUUAUUCAGCCCUGAUGGCACUCUUGGAUUUGGGGGGCUCACCCAAUUACAAGGAUCGCCGUGGGUUGACUCCACUAUACCACACUGCCAUGGUCGGAGGUGAUCCACGCUGCUGUGAACUUCUGCUCUACAAUCGGGCUCACAUCGGAACUAUUGAUGAGAAUGGUUGGCAGGAGAUACACCAGGCCUGCCAACACGGACACUCCCAACACUUGGAACAUUUGCUUUUCUAUGGCGCUGAGCCAGGUGCACAGAAUGCCUCUGGGAAUACAGCACUACACAUCUGUGCACUCUACAACAAGGAGAGCUGUGCUCGUAUUCUGCUAUACCGGGGAGCUAACAAAGAGAUCAAGAACAACCAUGGGCAGACUGCUUUUCAGGUGGCGGUCAUUGCAGGAAACUUUGAACUGGGAGAGCUGAUCAAGAGCCACCGAGAUUCAGAUGUGGUCCCUUUCCAGGAGACCCCACAAUAUGCCAGCCGACGCCGAGAUGGCUCCCAGAGCCUAACGGUGCCCCAUACCUUGCUGAGAGCUAACAGUGACACCAGCAUGAACCUCCCAGACUGGAUGCUUUAUGCCCCUCCUUCCACCCCAUCUACCACUGUGGCUGUACAGGGACAGAAGAUCACCACAGGAACCUUGCGCAGUUCCAGCAGUCCCCGUGGUGCUCGUAGCCGUUCCCCGUCACGCGGGCGUCACACGGAUGAAGCAAAAAAGCAGCGUGGUCGCCCCAGUUCCAGUGGAUAUCAGAAGGAGUCUGCUGGAGGGAGCACGCUGAGCAGCCGGGGUGUGAAGCGGAAACUCUAUUCAGCUGUGCCUGGCCGCACAUUCAUGGCUGUGAAACCCUACCAGUCCCAGGCCGAGGGUGAGCUCUCCAUCAGCAAGGGCGAGAAGAUCAAGGUGCUGAGCGUUGGGGAAGGCGGCUUUUGGGAAGGACAGGUCAAGGGUCGUGUGGGCUGGUUCCCCUCAGAAUGUGUCGAGGAAGUGCCCAACAAGUCACAGGAAGGGAAGCAAGAGAGCCGUAGCGACAAAGCUAAGCGACUCUUCAGGCACUAUACAGUGGGCUCCUAUGACAGUUUUGAUGCCCCCAGUGACUACAUCAUUAAAGAAAAGACGGUGCUGCUGCAGAAGAAGGACAAUGAAGGCUUUGGCUUUGUGCUAAGAGGGGCCAAGGCGCAGACCCCAAUUGAGGAGUUUACACCCACCCCUGCUUUUCCCGCUCUGCAAUAUUUGGAAUCCGUGGAUGAAGGCGGUGUGGCCUGGCGUGCUGGUCUCCGCAUGGGGGAUUUCCUCAUUGAGGUAAAUGGACAAAAUGUGGUGAAGGUUGGUCAUCGGCAAGUUGUCAACAUGAUCCGUCAGGGUGGCAAUAACUUGAUGGUGAAGGUUGUGAUGGUCACACGAAACCCAGAAAUGGAGGAAGCUAUGAGGAAAAAAGCUGCCGCACCACAGCAGGCAAGGCGCCUGCCGCCUCCAGCCAUCUCCUUGCGUUCAAAAUCGAUGACUUCUGAAUUGGAAGAAAUGGUCUCCCCCUGGAAGAAGAAGGCAGAUUAUGAGCCAGCGAUGGGCACUGAUAAGAAGCGGACUGUCUAUCAGAUGGCUUUGAACAAAUUGGAUGAAAUCCUGGCAGCAGCUCAACAAACAAUCAGCGUUGGUGACGGUGGAGGGCUCCCUUCUCUGGGAAAAUCCCGGGGCACCGCCAAGAACUAUUUCUCUGCUGAGCCCAGUUUUGAACAGCACCGUCUUGGUCAGGCCAGCUAUGAGCGCCCAUCGUACUUGCCAACCAGUCAUCCUCCAGGCAUGAUGCUCCGUCAGAAAUCUAUCGGAACUGCUGAAGAUGAUAAGCCCUACCUCGCUCCCCCUGCCAUGAAGUUUAGCCGCAGCCUUUCCGUCCCUGGUUCUGAUGACAUCCCACCUCCUCCUACCACUUCUCCACCUGACCCUCCAUACAGCAGUACCUCACCCUCUGCUUCCGGACGUGUUACACCCUCAGCCCGCUCGACCUUUAACCCUAGCUCCGAGGCCAAGUUGUAUACAGCUUCGCUACAUCAAGAACCGCCCUAUGAGCCGCCAUCCCGCAUACGUGACAAGAUGUCUCUUUACCGCCAAGAGUCCGAGCAAGGGGCAGAAGGGGCAACUGCCCGUGGCUGGCGAGGCCAUACCCCCGACCUCCGGUACUACAACCUGCCCCCGCGAGCAACCAACACCGCCAUGUACGUCCCCACUAAGCCUAUGCGCCGCAAGGGGCCUUUGGUCAAGCAGACCAAAGUGGAGGAUGAGCAACGGCAACAGCAGCAACAGGGCAGCACACCCCCCUCACCCAUGCAGCCAUCCUCUUUGCAGCCCCCAUCGUCCGCGCCACCUGAGAAAAGCUCUAUCCCAAUCCCCACCAUCAUAAUUAAAGCUCCGUCUACCAGCAGCAGCGGGCGCAGCAGUCAAGGAAGCAGCAUGGAGGCGGAGAGCCAGCCAGAGCCAGUAGUGCCUGUCCCCUCCCUCCAGCUCCACAACAGUAUGGAUUUCACCAGUCAAUUUGGCGCAGCCCUGGUUGGUGCUGCCCGCCGGGACCGCGAAUGGUACAGUGAGGCUCGCCGUAAGUCCGCCCUCUUCCUCUCCACUGAGCAGCCUGAUGAUGACUCCCAGCAGACCCCCAUGCCUCGUCUUCGCCACUCCAAAUCCAUUGAUGAAGGCAUGUUCUCUAGCGAGCCAUACAUCCAACUCAACAUGGCUCCCAGCUUUGGUGGCAGCACUGGUAUUGGUAGCAGCUCUGCUUAUCUUCAGUCUCGUGCUGCUAAAGCAUAUGGAGCCAGCACCACCAGCGCCUUCACCUCUGUGUGCUCCAGCUUCCUGCCGCACUUCCAGCCCCAUUCGACUCCUCUCAUUCACCCCCUGACAGGCAAGAUUUUAGAUCCUGGAUCCCCCUUGGGGCUGGCGUUAGUGGCUCGUGAGCGGGCCUUGAAGGAGUCUCAGUCCCAUCAGGAAAGCCGAGAAGAUAGGCACUCGCGUCCAUGCUCACCCCGGUUUGGAGAGUCACCAAAGACUCCCGAAUCUCCUGGCAGCUCUAUCUUGCGUCUCUGGGGGACGUCGGAACAGCAGCAGCAUCACCACCUCCACCAACGGCCAGCAUCACCGCGGAAAGAACCAGAGAGCCCCCGACGUCAUUUGCCUGAACAGCAGCAGCCACCCCCGCCACCAGCCUCAGCCAAAGCUGCGCCUUGGGAUAAACGGCCUGAAGAAGGGGAGAAGCUGGAACUGCACGUGCGUUUUAUGGAGAAUUGUCGCCCAACAGAGGAAGAAGAGGAAGAGCAGCAAGGGGGCCGCGAGAGUGGAAAAGUGGAGGUUGCUGCUGCACCAAUGGAGCGGGUGGCCGAAGCAAAUGGACUCCCACUACUGGUCUUGCCUCCACCAGCCCCUUCCAUUGACGUUGAUGAUGAAUUUGUCUUCACUGAGCCACUCCCGCCCCCCCUUGAGUUCUCAAAUAGCUUUGAUAAACCGGAGUCUCCACCUAAAGGGGCAAACGAGCUGCCCACAGCAGUAGCUCCUCCAGCUGCUCCCCCAGCCCCUACCACCUUAGAUUCCACUGCUUCCAGCUUGACAUCCUAUGACAGUGAGGUGGCUACCCUGACCCAGUCUGGGACUUCUGAAACCAAGGAGGCCCCUCAUGUUAACUUUUCUUCUGUUGUCUCAUCCAUUGCCAUCCCUGCAGCGGAGGCUUCAGAAGCCGUGACGGACUCGGGGAUCGAGGAGGUCGAUAGCCGAAGCAGUAGCGACCACCAUUUGGAGACCAUCAGUAGUGUAUCUACGCUGUCCAGCAUGUCUGGGGAAGGCACAGAGCUCUUGGACACCUACAUCACCUAUUUGGAUGGACAAGCCUUUGGGGGAAGUAGCAGCGCAGGAGGUGGAGCAGGAGGGACUGGCAGUGGUGGUAGUGGCAGCAGCACCACAGACAAGAGCCCGUUGCAGACAAAACUGCGCUCCCGACCCUUCCCGGGCCGCAUGCCAGUGGCCACCCCCACCAGCUCCACCAUCUCAGUUUCCGCAUGUACGGAGAACAUGUUCGCCCUCACGCCUGCCCCACCCUACCACCAGCAGCCGGCAGCCCCCGAGCCAGGCAAAGAGCUGCCGCAGAAAUCUCCGCUGCCCUGGGAGGAGCCUAAGGCCUCCCCCUUGUCCACCAUGAAGGCCAGCAUCAUCAGCGAGUUGAGCACCAAGCUGCAGCAGAUGGGCGGGGUAUCGUGGUCACGGCCACCAGAUGCGGUGGCUCCCUUCGGCUCUGAGAGGCCCAGUUCCCUACAGAGGCAAAGGCUCCCCGAUGAGACAUCCCCAUCAUUGAUCUCCUCCAAGCCUGUAAGCAGCCUUUUCCACAACUGGCCCAAGUCCCCACAGGGCAAGCACCCCAAAAGCGUGGAGUUUGAUAUUCGCCCAGCCCUGCGGCGCGCCCCCAGCCCAGCUGCCCUGCCCAGUGAGCACAAGAUCAGCCCCACUCCAAGGCCUUCCUCCCUUCCCAUCCUGCCUUCUGUGCCCAUAUACACUGGCGUAUUUGAUCUCCGUGGUUCUCCCACCUCUGGGGGUGAGCACCCUUUCCCGGGCUUCCCUUCUGGCAGCCGCUCCUUGUCUCCCACCCACUUCCUGCCGCCAGCCACGGACAAGCCCUUUGGCUCCAAGCCGCUGCCUUUCUGGACCAAAUACGAUGUGGCCGACUGGCUAGAUUACCUGAAGCUGGGGGAGCACCGCGACCGGUUCCUGGACAACGAAAUAGAUGGCUCUCAUUUACCGUCCCUCACCAAGGAAGAUUUCAUUGACCUGGGUGUGACACGAGUUGGGCAUCGCAUGAACAUCGCCCGUGCCCUCAAGUUCUUUCUGGAGAGGUGAUGGGGGAAACCGCCCUGCCCCGGGGAGCCUCUCACCUGAAUGUACAAUGGAUCUCCACCACUGGGGAGAACAAAGGAGGUGGAGGGGUCGCAGCUGUGGGGCUGGGCGCAGGGGAAGCUGUAAGGAGAGACCCUGUGGGUCAGGGUAGGGUGGGGAUCCCCCCCUGGCAGAGAGAUACUCUGAGAAGCUCACCAAAGCCUGCCUGGGCACCCUUACAGGGGUGUGCACUUUCCUCUUUUGCGUUGCCAUGUAGCAGUUUGCCCAUUUCAUUCAUCCGACCAAAUGCUGCUGACACUAGCGUCUGAAUAAUUGAUACAUGUAACCAGUUCCCAAGCUAUAUAUACACCUACACACAGAUGUAUAUACACACACAAAUGUUUCUGUGUGUGCAUGUAUUAUCUCUACCUAUUUACAUAUACUAAUGUGUCAUUCUCCAUUGGCAUACCAGCUUGCUUCAACAACCUUGCAGCUCAUUUAGGUCAUCCAACUGUACAGCAACUUAUAUCUGCAUAUCUAUGCCACCCACCAUCUUGCUGAUUGCACUUCCUUUGCAGCUGCUGUUUGCCCAUCAUUGUAAAAGCUUGCCUGCUGCAUUUUCACAAUUACUGGGGUUGUUAAGUACUCUGCCUUUCAAAAAAGGAAAGAAAUAGACUUCCUUUCAGAAGAGUUGCAUUGGCAUAUAUUUCUUUACUUCGCAAAAUGAGUUCUAUUUUAGCUCAUGUUAGGGAGGGCAUGAAUCCUAUUUUCCCCAGCUCAUCAUAAAUCUCUGAAAUACUCCUACUCCCAACCUUUGAAGACUUUAUUAGACAUUGUCUACACUCAUUCAGGCUUGCCUUCACAGCCAUAAGCCAGAAGCUUUCUCCUUCAGAAUGGAAACAACUCUUUGGGACGCAGAGCUUAUGUAGAGUGCGUCCACAGCUAUACCUCCCACCCUGCACAUAUUACUAGCUCACAUUACUGUCUGCCUUGUCCAAUAGUUUACCUUUCGAUACUGCUACCGAGGGUGAUUUAAUGUAGCAGGAAAUCUUGCAGUGCUUCUGCUGAGCUCUAAAGCAGUAUCAGUGCUCUUGGGUAGAUGGCUUACUGGAUUUGCAGCUCACAAAUCAAAGGUAGCAGUGAAAAACACCUCAGCCCUUGCUUGAGUGGUGUGCCGGCACUUCUUACCAUUACCUGGAUUGCAUAUCAAAGAAUAUUCUUCAAGGCCAGAAUCCCUUGGGAGUAGAAUUACGCUAGCAUGAGCAACCCAGAUCUGUGUUAUGAGACAGGCAGUACCCUGUAUCUCCAUGCUAUUUCAGCAUUCUUGGGCCAACCACGAGAAAACAUCAACUGUAUGAGUAGAGGGGUUGGCAAAGCCUCUCCAAAGUGACCUGGACUGUGAUUUAUGACUUUCUGGGUGUGUUGAGAAUUGCCUAGCUGUGACUUUUAUUGCAGAAACAAUAGAUUGAUACACUAGAGAAGCCACAAAGAAAAUUUGGUAACCUGGAAUUGAGGGGACUUUCAUAUGGUGAGCUUCUGGCACAGUUUAUGAAGUCACCAAGUGGGAACAUUGCUCUGUAUAGACCACUAUUGUUAACUGGCUGGUAUCAGUGGCUCACCAGGGUAACUUCCUAGUUCCACCUGGAGACCCCUGGCAUUCCCUUGGUGAACAUGCCCAAUCCUGCUUAGCAUCAAAUUGUGCGCAUUUAAGGUAAGCUGUUCCACCCUUUGCUCAUUUUUUUCUAACAAAGUGGUGUGAAAACAAAGGUGGAUUAUAAAUGGAUAUUUGGACAUACCGUAUGAUCCCUAUAUCCACAGAACUGAAUUAUGUGGUUUCACUUAGGUUCUCCUUACAAGCUAUGCCCUUUAUUCAAUACCUCCAUUGUUCAUCACAUUGAAAAAAUAAGGGUUUGCUAUUUAGUUUAUGUUUCUGCAUCAGUCUGGGAAUGUGUUGUCCAUAGAUAGGGGAAGGGGUCAUACUCUACAUUCAAAAAAAUUCACAACAAAGCAGGGCAAUUGCCCAGUGGAAGAUUUCAUGUGAGCGUCUUACUAAUUUAGCAGGGAUUCCUCUAGAACAAUGCCUGUUUAUUUGAACCAGUGUGCUCUGAUUCUCUGCCCCAGAGUGAUGGAGGCUACUUCUUUGGAGGCUUUUAAACAGGCUAGAUGGCCAUCUGUCGGGGGCUCUUUGAAUGCAAUUAUCCUGCUUUUUGGCAGGGAGUUGGAUUGGAUGGCCCACGGGUUCUCUUCCAAUUCUAUGAUUCUGUGAUUGUGCAAACCAAGCUUUGCAGUGCUGAUGCUUUAUACUGCAGUUGAGCAGAGGAUAUUAUGUUGGUUCCUGCAACAUUGGGUAUGCUUUGAGGAGAGCCCAACAGUGGCUUUCCAGCCUAGUUACAUAGGGAAUGGGAUAUUCCAUACUAUACUGGCUUGGGGCUGAUGGGCUCAGCAGCCAGACACAACUGAACACCAAGUUGUUGGCAGUGGUUUGCAUUUGGAAUACCAUAUUCUGCUCAAAGCCAUGGUUUAAUAUUUGGCUACAGUUCACAUAUAAUUCUCCUGGAAAAGGAAUCCAUAUGUAAUCCAUACAGCAGCAGCCUUAGAUGAAUGCAAUUUGUUUUCGUUUAGCUAGGCCAACUGUAGAUUUCCACAGAAAAAAUCAGAUUUUUGAUUUGAAGUAGGAACUUGUGGGUUGCACUAAAUUGGUGAACUGACACUGUGCCCAAAGUCCAUACACUGCCAAAGGAAAUCACUCCUUCCUCUUCCAGUUUUCCAGAGUAUACACAACCCUGACUUCAACUGUCUGCUUUGGUCUACAUACAUAUGCAUUGGUGCCAUCAUGCUUUCGCUUGCGGCUUGCAUACUCAGGGUCAGCCUUCAUCUUGUUUUCAUGCCAGAGCCGUCUUCAUGUAUGCAUGUUUCAUGUAUUUCUGCACUUCCAGAAUGGAGAGAUCUCCAUAUGAGCAUUUCCCCUGCAAAGUUGGGGAAUCUCUGUGUCCUUCUGCCAGAGGGGUAUCUGUGGCCAGCAAGCAUUUCAGCUCCAGAUAGAUAGAUGCUAUGGGGGCUGGAAAGAAGGGGCAGAAAGAAAAGGUGUGGGCAGGUGAUCCCACUCCAUGUCUCCUUCAGCGUCAUCCCAUGCUCCCACCGUCCCGAAUUCCCAGGGAGAGGGGGUCUUGGAUACUGACCAUAUCUGUGCUAUGGAUGGAGCGUCUGUCCCCCUUCUCUUCAAUGCUCAGCUGCCAAAGAAACAAAAAGAGCCCAGCAUACAAGGGGGUGCUGCCUAAUGUGUCCUCCCCAUUGCAGCCAUUUGGACGCCAGGACCCAAUGGGCGGACUCCUUUUUUUUCCAGGACACAGGCUGAGGGGGAGGGAGGCUCUUGCCGCUGCUCAUUGCUGGGAUCCUCAGAGUGAUGCUCCGUCCAAUGGGAGGGGAAGGGGGGAAAUCCCUUGACCCCUUUCCUUCCCAAUCUCCACAUCAGGGAUUACGAGCUGUGGGGAAGCGUGUGGGGACUUGUACUAUGACUGUAGGCCUGUGGCUGGCCCCAUUUUACCACUUCACCAGUGCUGUGACUCUUUAGAUCUACAGCUAGCCACCGCCAGCCCACCAUGACUGUGCCAUGCAGCCAAUCCCACUCUCGCGCCUCUGAAACCGUAGUUCUGUGCCAUAUACAGCUAAGUCCUUCCCCACCUCCCAUGACCAUGUGGCGUAAUGCGCUGCACCUCCCCCCCCCCCCCCUAUUUAUUUUUGUGGAGCCACAUCACAUUUCUGUACUAUGUGGCUCUGGUCACCCACGUGCCCACGCUCCAUGACGUUGGGUAACCUUAUUCACCUGACACUGUCAAGACCAGCAAUGUAUCCUUUCCCUUCAUGACCAUAUGAUUAACCCAGGCAUGCAAAAAAAAAAGAGAAAACAAACAAAACUUUUAAAAAAAGAAACCCAACUGGUGACAGGCCCCAGGCAAAUAAAAUGUUUACGUGGGCAGCCAGGAUAUUUUCAGAACCUUAAAAUUUCAGCUUCGCUUUUAUUAAAACAAGGUUAAUCUCUAGCCCUUGUGGUUGGGAAAUGCAGGGCGGGGUGAUUCACAAAAGACAGUCAAGACUGCAAGUGUUAACGGCUUAUGAGGCAGAAUUCUUGUAGUGGCCAUUUUCUCAGCAAGCAUAUUGGCAUCCCUAGCCCAGCUUUUAAAAAUAUAGGAUUUGAGAAAUCCAUGCUGGCAACAUCUUUCGAGAGGGGAUGACAUGGUUACUUGCAGCCAAAGUAAGAGGCAUAGGCACUGGAUUCAGAAGACCUCGGGUUGAUUUGUAGGCAGGUGGCAGAAAUCUCUACAAGAAAAAGGCAAGGGCCCAUGGGGGUCAGCAGUGAUUUGACUGGGGAGACUAGGCACAAAGAGCAGAAGCACCAAGGACUAAAGCAGUGGUUCUCAACCUGUGGGUCUCCAGGCGUUUUGGCCUACAACUCCCAGAAAUCCCAGCCAGUUUACCAGCUGUUAGGAUUUCUGGGAGUUGAAGACCAAAGCAUCUGGGGACCCACAGGUUGAGAACCCCUGGACUAAAGAGAUGUGAGUGUUAAAGAGUUUGGUCCUUGCACAGAAACAGUACCCAGGUGUUGUUGGGGCAAGUGGGCUAUCGGUUGUGUUGAGUUGGGAGUCGCACAUCUUCACCCAAUUUGCAUGGCUGGGUUAACCCUUCUAGUGCCCUGGCUCUGUGCCAUGCGGCUUUGUGUGCCUCCCUCUCAGGAUGCCUCUUGCCACGUCACUUUCGUCAUCCCACCCACCCACCCACGCCUCCUGUGGUGCCCCUUCCCCAUUGCUGCCACAACCUGACUGGCCACAUGGCUAUUCCCAUUGUGCCUCCAAAGCCACAAAUCCAUACCCGUGUGGCCUCGCUCUGACCUAUCUCCAGAUGUGGCUGCUCUGCUCCUUCAUACCCCAGCAGCCACCAAAUGCCACAUCCUAGUGCCACAUGGUGAAAACUCCGUUCCCUCCUUACUGUGUGGCUAGUGACAUGUGCUGCUGACACUGCACCUCAGUGCUGCUGGUUGGGCAGCCGUAUUUUUUCUUUCUUUCUUUUUAAAGAAAAGGGCUCUUGACUCGUCUCGUCAGACUGGCCGCACUGGCCCCUCCCAUCCAUAGGCCCCAAGGAGGGAGCAAAAAGAAACUUAACAAACUUUAGAAUGUCUUCCAAAUGAUGAUGAUAAUGUGGGGAGGUGGGAAAGAUGGUCUCUUCUACAAUUUUAGGCAGGGGAGGGGGUCUAUGCUGCUGUUCUCGGCUCCUCACUCAGUCAGCCCCAUAGAUUCAUGUUCCAGCUCUGGGGAAAAGACCAUAGUGGGGAGGGGAGUAUGGGAAGGAUCUGGGAGCCAAGUCUCUUGAGGAGCUGAGGAAUUUUUAGUGAUGGAGGAGGUUUCCAGGUCUCCUGGAUUCUUGAACGGAAAACUUGCAGUGGGAUGAUCUCACAAAGAAAUAAUGUCUGUAGGGUGGAACAGAAAGACUCUCGAAUGAAUGGGACUCAUGGAAUUAGGCAGGAGAGGAGUUGGAAAUUCAAGAAUAGCAGCAGCAAAUGCAUGGCCAAAUUUUGGGACACCAUCACCAGAGCUGUCGUUUAUGGGGGUUCUCUUGUCUCAGAGCAAUUGAGUAAUCAGUCCCGUAUUCUGAGAAGAGCUCCAGCUUUGAUAUUGCAAGAAAUUGUGGGUUGUCUGGAGAAAAGGGAAGAUGCUGCACCAGGUCCAGUUUACCUCUUGAUGCAUGAUAGUGCAGGGCUGGGCAGCUUGUGUCCCUCCAUAUGUUGUUGAACUGAGGUCGCCACCAAGCUUGGCCAAGGAUAAAGAAGGACCACAAGAUGACCACUUCUCAUGGACUGGCACAUUUAAGAAGCAUUUGUCCAUUAGUUAUACUACUGUUAUUUAUGGAUUUUCUAGUUUGAAUGAUGGAGAGAUUUUUCCUGGGCAUGUCCCAUUGCUUGAAAUGCAGUUGAAAGCUGGAGGCAAGACUGCAGGACCUAUAGGGUGGUUUGGGACAUAUGAAGAGACAUGACUCUUCAGCUUUCUAGAAAGGCUGAUAUUUUUUUAAAGUCAAAAUGGGGUGAGGGUAUUGCUAUUCAGAUUGUACACCCCAUAUUUGGGGAAGAGAGUGGGAUUGUUGCCUUAGAUGAAAGAGAACUGGAAGCUAUACAGGAACACCGGUGUUCUCCGAAAAGAUAUAUUUUGGCUCAGUGGUUUAAUGUGUGCAGGGAUUUGGAAGGGAGUUGGGGGGGGGGGGUAAGAUUCCUGAGUUCUCCAAACAGGAAUGAGGGAAAAGAGAAAAGGUGCAAAUGAGAUUGUCUAGGGAUGAACUGGUCCUGGAAGGGUUGAGAACUGCAGCAUUGAAUCCUCUUGCCUUAAAUGUACUGAAAUGAAGUAUGUAACGUUGACUUUGUGCUUCAGGGAUCUGUUCCCUGGGAUUGGGGGUGGGGGUGGGGGUUGGUGGGAUGGGGGAUGGUAAUGCCUGCAUCGGACAGGGUUGUGUUUCGAUUUUUGUGAUUGCUGGGUGGGGACGGGCUACAGGGAAGGGAGUCGGUACACUCCACCCCAUUUAAUCCUCUGAUAUAAGUCUCUGGGGAGGGAUCCUUGCCUUCCCCCAACACCUGGCCUUGUAGCACCCAGGUGUCAUGUAUAAUAGACUUUUCUCCUUUGUCCCUCACCCAUCUUUCCUUCUUUUCUUUUCUUUUUGUUUUUUCCUUGGAGAGAGCUGCCAGAAUUUCAUUCCGUAGGUUCCAGUCUCCAUCCUCGCUCUUACACCCUUUUGCAAAAAGCCAAGUUGGCUCCUGAGCCAAAAGGCAGAGCCAUCCCAUCUCCCAUCUUCAAGGCCCUGAAGAGUCUAACUUGGGUCUUGGCCCAAGAGGCCUUAAAAGGUCCACAAUCACCCAUCUCUUAGGUCAUCCCAUUCAGUUCCCCUAGGUGUGUCACGAUCCUCACUCAAGAGCCCAGUCUGGUUUUUUGCUGUGCUGGAAGGAUUGGCUCCUGUCUAGAACAUGCCCUCAGCUCCUACCUGCUCUAUAAUGCACUUCUACUGCAUCCCUCUCCUGGGAUUUAGGAUGUUUUAUGGAGGGAGACGGGAGUGCCACUUCCACUCUUAAUCCCCAGAGUGACUCUUGAACCCAGGAAUCCUGAACCUCCAUCUUCUUCCCUAUCAACUCUCCUAAAACCACACCUCUAGGAAACCUCAUCCUGUGGGCAGAAUCUCCCAAGAUGAAUGUAAUGAACUCUGUCCUGCCUAAGCCCAUCCUUUGGCAUUCAGGCAGAUCUGCCUACGUCUCUCUCACACACACAUAAACUCACACACAGACACACACCCCUUAUAUGUUCCUCUACCGAAUACCCUUGUCCUGUCUCUGCCUCCAAUGCCUGUGCAGAGCAACUAAUGUAAUUUACUGAUUUUAUUUGCAAAUAUAAACUCUAUGGGAUACA
Anolis carolinensis (green anole) is the source of this 13423-nucleotide messenger RNA. It is a transcript of the gene shank1, whose product is annotated as SH3 and multiple ankyrin repeat domains 1. Gene Ontology annotation, molecular function: ionotropic glutamate receptor binding; synaptic receptor adaptor activity. Bases 390 to 6011 code for a protein of 1873 amino acids. Gene Ontology annotation, cellular component: postsynaptic density; dendritic spine; postsynaptic membrane. Lineage: Eukaryota; Metazoa; Chordata; Lepidosauria; Squamata; Anolidae. The transcript has 24 exons. The record is from RefSeq and is a predicted model, not a curated record.